GGAGAAUCCAAGAACAUGGUGGUGAAUGGCAGGAGAAGUGGAGGCAAGUUGUCUGACCAUCAGCAGAACCAGUCCAAGUUCCAGCCCGCAGGCAAGGACGCCCUGAAGGCAGGCAGAAACGCGGUGGACAGGAAGUCCAGCAGAUCGCCUUUCCUUCGAGGAGCUCGCGGCACUUCUCAAAGUCGGACAGUUUCCCUCACAGCAACCCCGUGAGGUGCAGAAGGAGCGAAGAGCCAUGGUGCCUCCUCUCGGCGUCUCCAGACUGUCAGUUUGCAGCUAAACUUGAUUCAGAGGGGAAAUGUGUUCACUGUUGCCUCGUCGUUUGCUUACUUGAUGUCUUAAGUACUGGCGUGUUUGUCUCCUCUCUGCCGUCCCCCUCUGUCUCUUCCUCUUCCCCUCCCUCCAGUCGGCUCUCGGUGUGUGUGCUAGAGGAGGGCACAGUAGUGCAGCUAACACAGAUCUGCGCUUUUCCUCGCUGCCACAGUGGUCUCGGGUUUGGAGACAGAAAAACAAAAUAGCAAGGAAGCCUGGGAAGUCAGUCUCUGGAAAGAGUGGGGACCAGGUGUGUGGGAGUGUGAAUUUUUUUUUAUCCUCCUUUUAAUAAUAACUGAUUGUAAGUGACAUUCUUAAAAUUUCUGAUAUCAGCCAUUGAUCAGAGAUGUGGGAAGAGAAAAAUAAAUAUUUGGUUUAUUUGAAGUAUUAGAUAUUGUAUUAAAAAAGAGGGAGGAGGGGACAUACUGAUUUGAAAAUGUUGGGGCUACCAUUGUGGCCUAGCAGGUAAAGCUGCUGCCUGCCGCGCCCGCAUCCCACGUGGGAGCCAGUUUAUGUGGAUCCUGGCUGCCCCCUUUUCCAUCCAGCUCCUUGCUCAUGGUCUGGGAAAAGCAGCAGAAGAUGGCCCAAGUGCUUGGGUCCCUGCACCCAUGGUUUCUGGGUGGCCCAGCCCCAGCUGUUGUAGCAACAGCACUAGGCAAUAGAAGAUCUCUCUGUCUCUAGCUGAAGAUCUGACUUUCAAAUAAAUAAGUAAAUCUUUUUAAAAAAUUAAAUUCAAGGUGCCAGCUCUGUGGCAUAGUAGGUUAAACACAUGCCUGUGUUGCCGGCAUCCCAUAUGGGCGACAGUUUUAGUCCUGGCUAUUCCUCUUCCGAUCCAGCUCUCUGCCAUGACCUGGGAAAGCAGUGGAAGAUGACCCAAGUCCUUGGGCCCCUGCACCCACGUGGGAGACCUGGAGGAAGCUCCUGGCUCCAGAUCAGCCCAGCCCUGGCUGUUGUGGCCAUUUGGGGAGUGAACCAGCGGAUGGAAGACCCCUCUCUUUCUGUCUUUCCCUCUCUCUGUCUGUAACUCUGCCUUUCGAGUAAACAAACCUUAAAAAGGAAAGAAAAAGAAAUUCAAGAGAUAAGCAGUUUACUAAAAGUUUUUUAGAAGUGCCAGAUACCUGUUCCUGCCUCCCUUGCUGCUUCACCCCAGAUACCAAAUUUAAAACUUCGUGUGUGCUUGCAUCCCCUCCACUGUGUUGUCAGUGUACAAGCCAGAGAGCCAGAACCACCUGGGCGCAGCCCUGGUGUUCAAACCAUGGGGCAACACGGGGGCUCUCGAGGCCAGGGCAGCAAGGCCUUGCAGAAGUCCCGCCAUCUGUUCAUGAGCCAUGCGUGCUGCUGCUACCAAGUAGUAGUAAUGCCAGCUGCUGUGUGCGCUGGGCCUGCUCUGCCUCGUUGUGGAGCAGAGGGUGACAGCCAGGAGUGUGUCCUGCUCUGCGGACAGCUUCAUGGAAUCUGAGAGAUGCGGAGCAAGUGCGGUUGAGAAGAGGGUGUCUUAUUCAGCAAUAGAAAGUUACUUUUUUCUAAGGCCCUCAGUGGCUCUUGCUCUGGCCUUAGUAACUAUGACAGUCUUAUGUUAAACAGUUUCUCUUUUUCACAAAAUUUGUUGCAGUGGGAUGACUUGAUUGCCAGCCAGCUGCUUUUUAUACUCGUCUACAAGAUGAUUGAAAACCUUACCUUCCUCCUGCCUGUCGGCACCGUAACUGCUCUCUUCCUUCCCUCCCCGUCAUUUCACAUGGCAGCCAUCUCCGACUAUUUAGGCCUAUUAAAGGAAGACAAGAAGAACUAAAAGAAGUAAUAGAGCGUUUUAAGAAGGAUGAGCACUUGGAGAAAGCCUUCAAAUGUUUGACAUCGGGCGAAUGGGCACGGCACUAUUUUCUCAAUAAGAACAAGAUGCAGGAGAAGUUAUUCAAGGAACACGUAUUUAUUUACUUGCGAAUGUUUGCGACUGAUAGUGGAUUUGAAAUACUGCCUUGUAAUCGAUACUCAUCAGAAAGAAACGGAGCCAAGAUAGUUGCAACAAAAGAGUGGAAACGAAAUGACAAAAUAGAAUUACUGGUGGGUUGUAUUGCCGAACUUUCAGAAAUUGAGGAGAACAUGCUACUUAGACAUGGAGAAAACGACUUCAGUGUCAUGUAUUCCACAAGGAAAAAUUGUGCUCAACUCUGGCUUGGUCCUGCUGCGUUUAUAAACCAUGAUUGCAGACCUAACUGUAAGUUUGUGUCAACUGGUCGAGACACAGCGUGUGUGAAGGCCCUUAGAGAUAUUGAGCCUGGAGAAGAAAUUUCUUGUUACUAUGGAGAUGGGUUUUUUGGAGAAAAUAAUGAGUUCUGCGAGUGUUACACUUGUGAAAGACGGGGAACUGGUGCUUUUAAAUCCAGAGUGGGACUGCCUGCGCCUGCUCCUGUUAUCAAUAGCAAAUACGGACUCCGAGAAACAGAUAAGCGCUUAAACAGGCUUAAAAAGUUAGGUGACGGCAGCAAACACUCAGACAGUCAGUCCGUCAGCUCUAACACUGAUGCCGAUACCGCUCAGGAAAAAAGCAAUGCAACUUCUAACCGGAAAUCUUCAGUUGGUGUGAAAAAGAGCAGCAGCAGAACGUUGACCAGGCCGUCGGUGUCCAGAACUCCGGCUUCCAGCUCUACCUCAUCCAAGCUAACUCAUGUACAUAAUUCCAGGGUACCAAAGAGGCUGAAGAAGCCCGCGAAGCCUUUACUUUCCAGGAUAAAAUUGCGGAAUCAUUGCAAGCGGCUGGAGCAGAAGACUGCCUCGCGGAAGCUCGAGGUGGGGAACCUCGUGCUCAAAGAACCCAAGGUGGUCCUCUACAAGAACCUGCCCAUGAAGAAGGGGGAGCAGCCGGGGGCGCCGGGGCAGGCCGCGGCUGCGGGGGGGUGCUUGACCAGGCACGCGGCGCGGGAGCACAGGCAGAACCCGGCCCGAGGGACUCGCUGGCAGGGGGAGGCCUCGCCCUGCGCCUACACCACCAGGCGCUCCGUGCGGACGAGAGCCAGUGUGAAGGAGGCCUCCGACACCCCGCCGGAGCCGGCCCCGGGGGACCAGGCGGAGCCCGGCGCGCCCGCGGGCGAGCAGGCCGGGGAGCUGCCCGUGGUGCGGGAAGAGGAGCUGGCGCCUGAGCCGCCGCCGCAGGGAGAAGCAAGGUGCCCGAAGAGCGACGCCAGCCCCUCCAAAAAGAGGGCGCGGCCGGGGAAGCUGGGGAAGCCGUCGGCACAGGCGGAGGAGUGCGCCCCGGCGCGCGACUCGCCUGGACGGGAUGGUGUGGUGCCAGGGCUGGUGGAGCCGCUGCCGGACCCGGGCGAGCACAGCGGCGCGGCUGGGCUGCCCGGCAGCCACGCGGCCUGUGCCGCCCCGGUCGGUGGCUCUGCGGUCGCGCCCGACGGCUUCAGAGCGAGAGACGGCUUCCGGCCUGCCAAGAGCAAGAAGAAGCGGCGGCCCACGCGCUACGACGCCCAGCUGGUCCUGGAGGACAGCUCCGGCAUCCCCAAGCUGACCCUGCGCCGGCGCCACGACAGCAGCAGCAGGGCGAGCGAGGAGAAGGACGCGGUGAGCGCGUCCAAGAUCAGCAUCAAGCUGAGCAAGGACCACGAGAGCGAGAACAGCCUGUACGUGGCGAAGCUCAACAACGGCUUCGGCGCCGGCUUCGGCGCGGGCCCGGGCGGCGGCGCCACCAAGCUCAAGAUCCAGCUGAAGCGGGACGAGGAGGGGCCGCACGAGAGCCGCCUGUGCUGCAGCGACCCCCUCUCGCUGCUCGAGUCGCGCGUGGGCGUGGGCGACUACGGCCAGUACGAGGAGAGCGCCGGGGACUCGUCCUCCGCGGCGGGGGACGAGGACGAGUCCGAGGACGACUUCGAGGACGACUUCAUCCCCCUCCCUCCCGCGAAGCGGCUGAGGCUCAUCGUGGGCAAGGACUCCAUAGACAUCGACAUCUCCUCGCGGAGGAGGGAGGACCAGUCUCUGCGGCUGAACGCGUGAGCGCCGUCGGGCCGGCCGCAGCGACCGCAGGGCUGCAGCGUGCUGCCCCACGUCUGGCCCGUGCGCAUCUCGCCGUACUUCCUACGUCGCCUUCUUACGUGCAAUUCCGAAUUAGAGGUAGAGCCCUGUUGUAAAAAUGAAGGCUCCAGCAAACUGUGCAGUGACAGCAACUUUCCACACAGGACGCUGGAGCAGUGACGGGCUGCACCGUUGUGUGUGAGCGCAUCAGCUGACCUGUAACGUGACUAAACUGACUCAGAUCCUGAAGGCGGCGUCUUGAGGUUUCUAGUAACGCUCGGAUCACCAGCAAUGACCUCUGGCUCUUCGGUGUGUUUGCUCCGUGUUCCCCGGGUGGAGUUUGGUCAGUUUCACACUGUCUGGGGCCCAGGUGUACUGCGCGUGGCCUUUGUUAACACAGCAAGCCAUUGGUUGGAAGUCAAAUUGAUUUCUUUAAAAACCAAAAAAAAAAAAAGAGAAGAAAAAGAAAGCCCCGCGUGACAACCUGACGGCACGUGACGGGGCGGGCGCAGUGUGCAGCCGAGUCAGCGCUGCGUAUUUAUUGCUUGUCAUGUAAAUUAAAGACCUUGUAUUUAACACUUUUCAACCCUUUUAGAUAAAAUUGUUCUUUGCAAGAAUGAUUGGUGCUUAUUUUUUCAAAAAUUUGCUGUGAACAAUGUGACGGCGACAAGCGACAUUCACCUAAUGAACUCACAGCUGUCUUGAUUUGGUUCUCUGAGUUUUCUGUUGCACUUGUAAAAUGCUACAAGGAAUAUUAAGAAUCUAUUCACUUUAACUUAUAAUAGUUUAUGAAAUAAAAACAAGAGUCACAGCUUUUGUUCUGUGGUAACCUAUAAAAAUGUUUUGUCUGAAAUUCAGUGUAAAGAGCUGAAAACGAUGUACAUGUUGUAAAUAUUUGUGUGUUGUGAGAACUUUUUGUCAUAAGAAAUUAAAAGAACUUACCAGGAAGGUUUUUAAGUUUAGAAAUAUCCAUGCCAAUAAAAUAGGAAAUUAUAAAUAUAGAGUUCUAAGCACUGCAUCAGUGGGAGUUCUUGGCUUAUGUUAAUUAUGAAAAUAUCAAAGAUUUUUUGACUAUAUUAUCAGUUAAAAAGAGGAGUCAGAUUUAAUCUGUUUUUUUGAAGCACUUUGAGAAAUGUUUAAUUUAAUGAGCAAAUUUUUGAUUACUACUUAUGUUCAGUACCAGGCUCUCAUUUCUCUGGUUUAUUUUACAAAUCGUUGGACAAAGAAUCGGGGAUUUAGAACCGUAAGGGCUGCUUGACCCCAGUGGGCCCCCUCGUCCUGGGCGUGGGCACGUGCGGGCUGGCGCCCAGGGCCGCUGGCUCCCAGGAGCGGGGGGCAGCCCUGCAGAGCGCACUCGUCAGGGUCCAGGCAGAACUGAGGUUCGUGGACAGAGUGAGUUCCGGACACGCAGGCCGCUCUCCCGUGGUUCUCCAGGCGUUGUUCUCCAGUGGCCCCCGCCUCCCUGUUUGUCAGGGGCAGUCUGAUUCCUCAGGUAUUGGCUCGGGAGCACGAGGUAGACGGCCCUCCACGCACACACACCCUGACCCGCCUCCGAGGGUCACCCCUGGUGAGGGGCAGCCCCGCCCUCCACGCACCUGGAGCACUUUACAGACCACGUCCAGGCUCCCCGCCUGGGAGACGCGUGCCACCCUAGCCGAGCAGAGCCUGUGUCGGUGGCCCCGAGGACGGCCGCCCACCCCUGCACCUGAUGGGCUGGCAGCGGCGGCCACUGUGGACUUGGCGUCCCGAAGACGUAGUCAGACGCGGCCCGUUUUUCUCCAUCCGUAAGUUUAGCUUUCCUAACUUAUUUAUGAUGUGUGUGUGUGAUGUCACUGUGGCCUCGGCGUUCGAGGCUGCCCCGCCGGAGGUCUCAGAACAGGGACGCUCGGGGACGACAGGCGCCUUCUGGGGAGACCUCAUUUCCGUUCCAGGCAGGGCCUCGCGGCGGCCCGCGACCUGCUGUAGGGCUUCCCCGCGCGGGCCGGAGGAGUCCCCGCCGUGGACCAGGUUGGAAGAGGUUGCGUUCAGUAAAACUCUCAGCUUGAGCUUAUGCAAUGAUUGGUAAAGAUUCUGACCUUGUAAGAAUUAGAAGCGAUCAUAGAAAUCAUCUAUGUAAAGUAUUCAAUUUUCAAUCAUUUUUUCAAAUUGCUGUUUUAAAUUGUUUUUGCUGAGUUGUAAUACUUUUGAGAUACAAUGUAUUCCUUGUACUGAAAGAAUGAAAAAGGACUUUUUCAGCAUUUGAGGUAAGUUCUUUAACGUUUCAUUAAAAACAUUUUUUACAAAUAUUUUGUACAUGCACUUGCAGUAUUGAGGUUAAUCAUUUUAAUAAAUUCGGAAAUUAAAACGA
Molecule: messenger RNA, 6667 nt
Organism: Oryctolagus cuniculus (rabbit)
Lineage: Eukaryota; Metazoa; Chordata; Mammalia; Lagomorpha; Leporidae
Source: RefSeq, a predicted model, not a curated record